AUGGAGGAUCCAAGAGAGCAUGUUGAGGAUGAUUACAAUCAAUUGACUGAGGACUCUAGUGACGAACUAGCUGAUUUGGAGAAGGAGUUCGAGAUGAAAAGACAGAAGAUUCUUGCUAAAAAAGCGGCAGCUAAAAAAUCAAAAAGAGAAGUUGAAGUAAAUUCCACACCAACCAAAACUCCUAAGGUAGAAGGAGAGGGUGGGCUUGAUAAGACAGUCAAAUCCGAACCAGGGGCUAUGGAAAAUAAUGCUGGUGAAUCCUUACUUGUAGGUAGAUCACCCGAUAUUAAGACUACAGAUACUCUAAAGAAAGAACAAGGAAACAAACGUUUGAAUAAAGAAAAUGACAAUAAGCAUGCAAUAAAACAAGGUGUCAGUACCAGAGAGAGCAAUUGGAGGGAUCUCGAGAAGUCGUAUGAGCCCAAUCCAUAUAAAACUAAUCCAUAUAAGCCCAAUCAAUAUAAUACUAACCAGCAUUCAAGGAAACCGGCACAACCAAGUAAUUUUGCUGCUAAACUCCUAGCGGCACGACAGCUGGAAGAUACCACUGCCAAAAUCGACUAUUCAGUACGUGAGUAUUCCUUUGAAGGUUUACCUCCGAGAGAAAAUAUUCUGGUUGAUGAAAUAGACGUGUAUUCGUCUUUGAAAUUGAUGAAAAGGUAUAUUAAGAAGGAAGAUUUAUUUGAACACUUGAAGAAUGUGAAGAUACUAAGAAUUGAUAAGUUGUUGGCCAAAGUUCAACCUCCAAAGUAUGAGGAGCCUAUGUAUCUGAAUUGGUGCUUUAUUGGAAUUUUAUUACAAAAAAGUGAACCAAAAUUGACUAAAAAUGUUAAUCCGACCAAAUUUAUGAGACUCACAAUUGGUAAUUUUAACAAUAGCAUAGAAUUGAUGAUAUUUGGAGAUGCGUUUAAUAAAUAUUGGAAAUUACAAAAGGGAGAAGUUAUCGGAAUACUCAAUCCAGAAGUUAAGAAAUUGGGUAAAGGUUUUUCAUUAGGAUUGAAAGAUAAUAAUGAGAGUAUUAUUGAAAUUGGGUAUAGUAAGGAUUUUGGUUAUUGUGAAUCAACUACUAAGGAGCAGAAAAAGUGUCGAAUGGUGAUUGAUAAAAGUAAAACCAGUCUUUGCAUAUACCAUGAGAAUCAGAAAUAUCAGAUGAGUGGAAGAAUGGAAUUAAAUGGGAGUGUAGGAGCCCGAAAUCCAAUUGAGCUAGAGAAGAAGCUAAACAGAAAACGAACUUGGGAAUCAAUAGAGAAUAUGUCAACAUAUAAUGAAGUUACCAGUACUCACGUAUCGUAUGAAGGAGGCAGGUUGAGUAAAGAUUAUGAUGACCCCAAGUUAAUAGUUGAUAAUAAAACCAAACGGAAAAGACUAGAUCAAGAAAGAAGUAAUCAAUUAUUAGAGGCCAAAUUAAUGGGCUCUAAAAAUUCUUUAGCUAAAACAUUAGGUAUUAUAAAGAAGGAAGAAGCACGAGAAUCAAAUUUGAAAAAACAAGGUCUAGACGAUCAUAAACAAGCAUUCAAUAAUUCAUUAUUAACCAAGAUUGGAUUUGAUCCAACCAUCAUGCAAAAUCAAAACCAAGUUGAUGAAAUAUACAAAAGUCCAACCAAGAAAAGAAAUGAAUUAUCAAAAGACUUAAAAGAAUUAUACGAAAUCAGUAAUAAUAAACGAAACUCAAGAGAACUAACCAGCUCCAAACAAGAAAGGCUUGACAAAAGGAAAAAAUGGAACGAGAAUAUUGAAAACUUACAAAAAUAUAAAGGAGUUCACAAGAAGCCUCCAGUAUACGAGGAUGAAUCAAAGAAUGAAGCAUCACCAAGAAGAACAAAUCGAGUCAUAUCAAGUGACGAAGAAGACGAAGUCCAUGCACCCAAAGGUCGUCAUUUGCUCAAGGAGGAAAUGGACAACGAAGAAAGUUUGAUAGAUAACGACUCGGCCAGUGAUGACAGCAUCGAAUUCGAUAUUGGUAAUGAUUUCUACAAAAACUUACUCAGAAAGUAG
Molecule: messenger RNA, 1995 nt
Organism: Hyphopichia burtonii NRRL Y-1933
Lineage: Eukaryota; Fungi; Ascomycota; Pichiomycetes; Serinales; Debaryomycetaceae
Exons: 1
Coding region: 1-1995 (664 amino acids)
Biological process (GO): DNA replication; DNA replication initiation
Cellular component (GO): replication fork protection complex; nucleus
Molecular function (GO): single-stranded DNA binding; DNA replication origin binding
Source: RefSeq, a predicted model, not a curated record